CUCUCUUUCUAUCACAGCACAAAUCUACCAUUCUCUCUCUCAACAAGUUGUUGAGUGAGUGUAUGAGUGUAGUAUCAACACAAAUUUCUUUUCCACCAUUUGUUACACAUUUUCAAGUUUCAACUAAGUUCAGUGUUCUAUAGACUCAAAACCUCUUCAUAUUCUGGACACAAUGAUCGGUUCAACUUCAAUUUCAAUGAAGAAGAAGAAGAGUACUAUCAACCAAAGUGAUGGAAAUUUCAUCAACACCAUUUUUAAUUGGUCUCUCCCUGAUAUUCUCAACAAAGAUCUUUACAAGACAAAGGUCGAUUCUAUCGGUUUAUCGUUCGAUUCUGCGGGGAAAUAUUUUCAGUCAUUUUUGUAUCCGUUAUUGAAUGAAACUCGAACUGAACUCUGUUCUUGUAUGGAAGUUCUGUCAACUUUACCUUAUGCUAAGGUGGUUACACUUAAUCGUUUGAAGUCACCUUUAUUUGGUAGGAGUCUCUAUGAGGUUACAACUGAUAACUGGAAAAACAGGUCACUAGGUCAUGGAAAAGAGUUAUACAAAACAUCGCCCAGUGAUCUUUUUAUUUUGGUUGAUUUUAAACCUGAAACUGUUAAUGAUCUGCAAAGGGAUGGAAGCAUACGAAGUUUUGCGUUGUCGGCUCAGGUUCUCAAUGAGGAGAAUGAUAAUGAUACUGAACUUAAGUCUAAUUUUAAAUUCAUUGCUUCUAAAGACAUUGACAUUGAUGGAAUGGGGCAAAAAUCUUUGUUUAUUAUAUUCUUGACGAAUAUAACCCCUAUCAGAAGAAUGUGGAUCUCAUUGCAUAUGGAUGGAAAUUCAAAGCUCAUUCAGAAGAUUUUAUGUGCUAGUGAUGCGGUUGAGGAAAACUGUGAUCACUGUCCACCAAAGACUGAUGCUUUUAAGGAUCAUGAAGCAUACAAUAAGCUGUUAUCCGAGUUCAAUGAGUCGCAAAAGAAGGAAAUUGGUGCCUGCCUUUCUUCCAUUGGUUGCAAUCAUAAGUCUACCGUGGAUCUUAUUUGCAGUUCACCAGGAACCGAGAAAACAAAAAUUUUGGUCACACUUCUUUGUGCUCUAUUCAAAAUGAACCGCAGGACUCUUGUUUGUGCUCCAUCAACUGUUGCCAUUAAGGAAGUGGCAUCGGGUGGCUUGAGCAUGGUGAGACAACUAUUUCAGUUUUGUUACUUAGGAGACAUGUUGUUAUUUGGGAAUCAUGAGCAGCUUAAUGUCGGUGAAGAGAUUCAAGAGAUAUAUUUGGACUAUCGUGUCAAGCAGCUCAUGUCGUGCUUCAACCCAUCUAAUGGUUGGAAAUACUGUUUUACUUCAAUGAUUCAUUUUCUUGAAAACUGUUUUACCCACUAUCAGAUGUCCAUUCUCAAUCAGAAAACAAAGGAGCAAGUUCAAACUAAUGAUAAUAACUCUAAUACGGCAAAAGAUGACAGCCUUUCAGAUUCUGAUGUGAGGACGCACCAAUCUUUUGUUGAGUUUUUCAUAGAAAAGUUUCAGGCUAUAGCACUGCCACUAAAAAAAUAUAUUCACAUCCUACGUACUCAUAUAGCAAGAAGCUUUAUUAUGGAACAUAACUUGGAUGUUUUGGCCGACCUUAAUGUCUCUCUCGAUUCAUUUGAAGCUUUGGUGUCUGAUGGUAAUAUUGUCUCUGAAAGACUGGAAGAGCUUUUCUAUCCUCUAGAAACUCGAGACAGUUCUUCUGAGUCGGAUGUUGUAAGUGCUGAUGAACGCUCAUUUCUCGAGAACAUAACUAAAUGCAUAUCUCUAUUAAAAUCCCUUCAAGUUUCACUUGGUAAACAGAAACUGCCAGAUAUUGUGACUGAAAAGUCAAUCAGAGAGUUCUGUUUACAAACAGCGUCAUUGAUGUUGUCGACUGCUUCUGAUUCUUUUAUGCUGCAUUCUCUUGAUAUCAAACCACUAGACAUUGUAGUGAUUGAUGAAGCUGCACAGUUGAAGGAAUGUGAGUCAAUCAUACCUCUACUACUUCCGGAAAUAAACCAUGCAGUUCUUAUUGGAGAUGAACAUCAACAACCAAGCAUAGUUUCGUUAGAAGCUGAUUUUGGAAGAAGCUUAUUUCAUAGGUUGAGACUACAAGGUCGCCAUCCCAAUCACCUCCUCAACGAACAGCAUAGGAUGCAUUACAUCAAAGAUGUGAAUCUUCCAUUCCAAAUUUCCGAUGAACAAAACGAUAUAAUCUUAUCUGAAAGAAGUUCCUUUGUAUUGGGGCGCUCUGGUACCGGGAAAACCACAAUUCUCACUGCAAAGCUCUUAAAAAGGGAGAAGGCUCCUUUUUUCAGAGCUGAUCAAGAGGAGGAGGCAGCUUGCUUGAGACAAAUGUUUAUAACCAUGAGUCCAAAACUUUGCCACCAUGUGAUAUACAAAUUGAAAAGAUUCAGAUGUGGUGAAAGCAAGUUUUUCGAGGAUGAGACUGCUGCUUAUGAAUCAUCAUUGGCGCAGUUUGAAAAUGUUCCAGAUUCUCUCGUUGGUCUCUCUGUCGAUUCAUAUCCUCUAGUGCUAACAUUUAGAAAGUUUCUAAUGAUGUUUGAUGGUUCGGUAGGGGGGGUUUCAUUUUUUGAAAGAUUCAAUGAUUUAUUUGCCGGUGACGCUUUGAAGGAAAACAUAUGGGAUAGGGAGGUAACUUUUGAAAGGUUUGAUUUAUCCUAUUGGUCAACCUUCAACUAUGGUGAUAAAAAAAACCUGAACUCAUCCCGUGUGUUCGCUGAAAUCAUGUCAUACAUAAAAGGAGGCAUGGAUACCAUGGGUACAAAUUUAAGCCAGGAUGCUUACCUUGCAUUAUCCGAAAACCAAGGGUCGAGUUUAAGCAAAAAGCAAAGGAAGAUCAUAUAUCACAUCUAUCAACAGUAUGAAAAGAUGAAGAUUCUUAGAAGAGAGUUUGAUUUGGCAGAUAUUGUUGCUGACAUCCAUCUCCGCCUCAAAAGUAAUAUAUAUGAGGGUGACGCAAUGCAUUAUGUAUACAUGGAUGAAGUACAAGAUUUUACCUUGAGUCAAAUUGCCUUAUUAAAGCACAUCUGUCAAAAUGUGGAAGAGGGUUUUACUUUUUGUGGUGACACUGCACAAACUAUAACAAAGGGUGUUUAUUUUAGGUUCCAGGAUAUCAAAUCUUUCUUUUACAGUACCUUUCACAAUGGAACCAAUCCAGUGAAAACAAAAACACUUCAGUUGACUCAAAACUUUAGAUCUCACGAUGGAGUAUUGAAAUUGUCUCACACUGCUAUCAAUCUUCUCUAUCACUUUUUUCCUGAUUCUAUUGAUAUUUUGAAGCCUGAGACCAGUUUGCUAUGUGGGGAAGCUCCGGCUGUUCUUGAUUGUGGAAACAGCAAAGAUGCAAUUGCAACUAUUUUUGGCAAAUCUGUUGGAUUUGGAGCCGAGCAAGUAAUUUUGGUACGAGAUGAUAGUGCUCGGAAGGAAAUUUUGGCCUCUGUUAAAGAAAAAGCUAUUGUUUUAACUAUUUGGGAGUGCAAAGGACUUGAGUUCAAGGAUGUGUUCUUGUACAACUUUUUUGGCUCUUCACCUUUGAAAGAUGAUUGGCGAGUGAUUAAAGGAUAUAAGGAGAAACAGGAUGCACUGGAACCUACAGAAACCAGUUCUUUUCCGACGUAUAAAGAUCCCAAACACAACAUCUUGUGUUCUGAACUGAAACAGCUUUAUGUAGCUAUAACUCGUACAAGAGAUAGGUUGUGGAUAUGUGAGAGCCCAAGUACAGAGAGUCAUGCUAAACCAAUGUUUGAGUUUUGGAAAACCAGAGAUCUUAUACAAGUCAAAAAACUGGAUGAUUCAUUCAUCCAGAGCAUGACAGUUGCCAGUAAUCCAAAAGAAUGGAGGGCACGGGGCAUGGAGCUAUAUAAUCACAAAAUAUAUGAGAUGGCAACAGUGUGUUUUCAAAGAGCAGGGGACAAUUCUUGGGAAGAAAAGUCUAAAGCUGCUGGUGAUAGGGUAAAAUCAAACAGUUCCAGUUCAGAACCUAAGGAAGAAAAUGUCGUUCCUAGGGAAGCUCAAGAUAUAGGAAUGGCUGAGUCUUCUGCCCAGUGUUUGGUUGAUUUGGAAGAUCACGAAAGAGCUGGGGACUCCAAAAAAAGGUUUGACAAAGAAACUUAUUGUUUGGGUGGUUAUCUCCCCCCCGAUGCUGAAAUGGGACCUAUGAUGAAGUGGGUUCAAGAAACCCACUUUUAUGAUUGUCGUGAAUUACCAAAAGGGACAGUGGGCUUUGGAAAUCAAAUCGCAACUCAUGCUAAACUGUCCCCUCAUGGUAAAACCCAAGCCAAAGCCAUGCAACAACUCGUCGAUAACCUCCUCCCGAUCGUUGCUUUGCUGAAACAACCAUUUUGUCCAAAGAACAAACAUUAUUGCAACUCAAUGAAGAUUCUGAAAGAGAAUAGCAUUGGAUGGAAAUUUCUCAAUAGCUUCACCGAAAGUCUUCCACAAAAGGGCUAUGAUGAUUUUUACUCGGCCUUUGAAGAUCUUGAGGAGAAGCUUGUUCAUCUAACCGAUACAACUAUGUUAGGAUUUCUACUGGACCAAAUGUUGAUGGAUACAAUGGCUUGGAGUGGAGUUGUGGUGUCCACAAAAAUGAAUUUGGUUGGAUGGAUCUGCUCCAAAGAACCAAACUACUUUCAUAUGCUUGCUCAAUCCAGUCAUCCACCAUUGAAACUUAUGUGGGUAUGCGACUUAUUGGAACGUCUUGUGAUAAAGUUUUUCAACCCCAAUGAUCAUUCCAGGCAUAAGUUUCUCACUAUCUUGUUGCUGCAUGUGUUCUUUAAGAAAGAUUCUAAACUGGUUCAGAAAGAAAAAGGUAAAGAGUUACCCUUUGAUGACUAUUUCAAGGAAAAUUCUAUCUUGGCGGCCGACAUGAAUUCUGAAGUGAUCAUCCUGAAACUGAGAGAGAACAGUUUAAUCCUUCCACCAAUGGAGCACGUAGUAUCUGUUGAUAUGACAAGUUGUCCAACUCCAACCAUAGAAAAGAUAUUGGAAGAAAUCUAUCCUGAAGCUGUAAAAGAAGUUGCAGAAAAAGCUGCAGAAGAAAGCACAAAAAAAGUUGCAAAAGAAUCUGAGAUACACAAAGGGAAGGAGAAGAAAAACAAAUCCAAUUCCAAGAAAAAAGGGAACUGAAGUACUGAAUGGUUGGAUGUGUUUGCUCGUUUCAAUAGAAGGGUUAUCACUGGCUGGCUGGAGCAUUGCUGAAGAUGACAGUGAAAAGGAGUAAUAGUUCUAGGGUUGUGGAAUUCCUAAGUUCAUUUUGAUUAUUUUUUAUGGAGUAAAACUAGAUGUGGUGAAAAAACUAUAUGUUAUGAAUAGAUAUGCUAAACUUUUCGGUGGCUUUAUUAUUAUAUGUUAUUUGUAGGAAAAUACAAUCUUCAAAGUCUGA
Medicago truncatula (barrel medic) is the source of this 5393-nucleotide messenger RNA. RefSeq lists its product as uncharacterized. The record is from RefSeq and is a predicted model, not a curated record. The transcript has 9 exons. Lineage: Eukaryota; Viridiplantae; Streptophyta; Magnoliopsida; Fabales; Fabaceae. The coding region runs from base 173 to 5137 and encodes 1654 amino acids. Gene Ontology annotation, molecular function: ATP binding; helicase activity; hydrolase activity.